UAUUCACACAGCGUUUGUGUAAUCUGAAGGAGGUAUGGCGCCUUGAUGGCUUGGUACGAGCACACACUCUGCUCGCUGUCAUGGCAGACAAGACUUCACCUGAGCACCAGCUUAACCUGCUCCGAGCCUACACCUUUGUACUUCGAAUAUGGCAGGUGUCCAUGGCAGUGGGUUGUGAGAUUUCCACUGAGAUGGCAAAGACUCAGCCAUCCCAGCCUCCUCCCUCUGCUGGAUCCAAAAAAGGCAAAGACAAGGGCAAAGGCAAAAAGCCCUCCCCUGCAGAAGACAAACCUAAACCUGUUGUCUUGGAUCAGGCACUUCCUUCCACCCCAAAAGACUGGGCUUGCUACGUCUGUCCUGACCAGGCCAGGCAGAUCUUCAGAUCCAACAGUAACCCUCACUGUAUCAAUGCACACAGCAUUAGAAAGAAGACUCAAAGCCUGUUUUAUCUCAACCUGCUGGAAAAAGAACUUCACUCACUCUCACUGGACCACCUGACGCUGCCCAUAAUCCAUUUAGCUGAGACCAUUGCUCAUGACCUUUUGGAAAAUAGGAGCCUGUCCUACCUCUACCGACUUAGAAUUGUGAAGAGCUGUUGUGAGCUAGGUUUGGAGUCACAGUGCCCAUAUCAGGAGAAGCUCCUGAAUCUGAGUAGAAUCCAAGAACAAGAACAGAUGAGAUGCCACAAAGCGAUUGCUUUUUCACAGGAGAGGAGAGGCCUUCAGAAAGCUUACAUUCAGGUCAGCCUGCUUUUCACAAAAUAAAUAUAUCCGUUUUAAAUUCUGCAUCAGCUGUUCCACAUUCCACACAAGGGUUUACAAGAAAUUAAAAUGAAU
Micropterus salmoides (largemouth bass) is the source of this 836-nucleotide messenger RNA. RefSeq lists its product as uncharacterized. Gene Ontology annotation, biological process: axoneme assembly; cilium movement involved in cell motility. The record is from RefSeq and is a predicted model, not a curated record. Lineage: Eukaryota; Metazoa; Chordata; Actinopteri; Centrarchiformes; Centrarchidae. The coding region runs from base 81 to 764 and encodes 227 amino acids. The transcript has 6 exons.